UGAUCGGCAAGGAUCAUCAUCAUCAUGAGUGUCUCCUCUCUGCUCUCAGCUCUGCUGAUGCUGGCAUCCACAGCCACUGCCUCUCACUUCUACGGAGGCUCAAUGACCUUCAGCUCAAGAAACAAUCCUGAUGGAUCCUAUGAGGUGGACAUCCGCUUCAAGGAGGCCUUUCAUGGCUGUGAUCCAUAUGAUUACUGGAGUUGCAGGUCUGGAAACUGUGGCAGUACAAGUUAUGUGAGUGGUCGUGUAGACAGCAGCUCCAAUGGUGGCAGCUGGUGUCAGACUGAGGGAGUCAUGAAGAGAACCGUCCCAAACAACAGCCCGUUUCAGCUGCACCAAAGUAGUUGCUGCUGGGUCUACAACACAGUCUCAUAUUCUGGAAACUGGCAACUUCUAACACAAAUUGACCUUGGAGUGAGAUCUGACACCUCUCAGCCCAACAGAUCUCCAGUCGCCACCACACUUCCCAUUGUCAGAGUCCCUCAGAACUGCCAGAGGAACUACAAUCUGUUGUCCUGCGAUCCAGAUCAUGAUCAGGUCAGGUGUAGAUAUGGAGUUUUGUCUGGAAAUGAGUGUGGAAUGUGCAACCAACCUACCGGAUUCACUCUGAACCAGAACACAUGUACUCUGUCAUAUGGCAACUCUUCAGGACUUGGUGUUUAUGCAUUUGAGUUGGUGAUGGAAGACUAUCCCACCCAGAACAUCACUCUAAGCUACACUGCCAUGGCCGCAGCGGUCAGAAGCCCGUUUGUCAAUGGAUACUCCAAUCCACCACUGAGCAAAAUACCUCUCCAGUUCGCUUUAGAAGUGGAGGCUCCGGCACCAUCUUGCACUGAGGGUGAAUAUCUACCUCGGUUCAUCCACCCAACACCUCAUCACGGAGAACACCUACAGGCUCGUGUCAAUCAAGAGCUAGAGAUCAGAGUAAAAGCUACGGCAACCUACUCAAGCAUCACUGAUGUGGUCUUUAGUGGACCUCUGAACAGCACAAAGGAGACCACCACCACGGGAGAGUAUGUGAUCAACUGGACACCAACAUCAGAUAAUUUUGGCCAGCACUUUCCAAUUUGCUUCAUUGCUGAGGGCCAAGAUGGGUCUAGGAACUAUCAGUCUGAGAUGAGGUGUGUUAUUGUCGUGGUCGAGGCUGAAGGUCCAAGAGCACAAGUGACUUGCUCUAGAGACACAAUGUCGGUGUCAAUAGAAAGAGCCACUAUUUCAGGGAUCCAUGGAGAUCACUUGCGGCUGAACUACAAUGCUUCGUGUUUAGUUUCUUCCAAUAGCACGCAUGUGUUUACAACUUUCUCUCUUACCGGAUGCGGUACUCAAAUCGAAGAGACUGAGGAACAUCUCCUCUUCAAGAACACAAUUGUUACUUUCGAUGAUCCAAACCAUAUCAUAACCAGGAAAAAUGAGAUUGGAAUUGAAGUCAUGUGCAAGUACCAAAAAAAGAGCAGCAUCACCACGAUGUUUGAUGCUCACAGGCAAGCUGUCAACUUCACCGAGAGAGGCUUCGGCUCAUUCAGCUAUCAGUUUGAGUUUUAUCAGACUAGCAGUUUCAGAAACAUGAGAAUGCCCAACACCUACCCACUGGAGUACAACGUGGGACAGGCGAUCUACAUGGAGAUCGAACCUGUCAAUUUAGUGCAAAACACUGAGGUCUUCCUUGAGUCCUGUGUAGCUACACCCUAUGAUAAUCCCAAUUACCCCAUCUCUUAUCCCAUCAUCACAAAUGGAUGCGGGGUUGAUGAAACCGUUAACAUCUACACAAGUCACGAGCCCAAUGUCAAGUUCAGUAUGGAGGCCUUCAAGUUUAUUGGACAACAUGACCAGGUGUUCAUCAGCUGCUCCAUUAUCAUAUGUCAAGCCAACAAUCCCUACACGCGCUGUGCUCAGGGCUGCACCAACGGCACGGCCAUUGCACCAUCCUCGCACGUUCACAAAAGAGAAGCUGCCAUCCAGACCGGAAGUCACUUCAUCUCCCAGGGACCCCUGCGGCUGAAGAGGAGCGCAUCACUCACUGAGGCCAUCAGUCCAAGCUUGAACCUGAACCUUGUUUUGGUCGCUGGAUGUGUCGUAGCAGUAGUUGCCAUGGUGUGUGGAAUGAUGCUCUACAAAUCUAGGGGAUCAAAGAUCAACUACCAACUUUUGAAAACUGAUAUUUGAUUGGAUCAGUUCGAUCUACGAUCAAGUGCUGGCAACUAGUUAAUCAACAUAUUUUGGAGAAGUGUAUUUCUGUGGUUUCAGCAAAAGAUUUUUUUGUUUGUUUUGGUAAUAUUAUAACAAAAGCAUCUGUUUUGUCUGCAUGACUGUAACUUCAAG
This is a messenger RNA of Rhinichthys klamathensis goyatoka, 2319 nucleotides long. RefSeq names its product deleted in malignant brain tumors 1 protein-like. Bases 25 to 2163 code for a protein of 712 amino acids. The transcript is spliced from 13 exons. NCBI's taxonomy places the organism in Eukaryota, Metazoa, Chordata, Actinopteri, Cypriniformes, Leuciscidae. The record is from RefSeq and is a predicted model, not a curated record.